UCACUCACAAACGCUUCUACUCAUUCUUUGCUGGUCUAAAGAGAAUCUUCAGACUCGCCGAAUCGACAUGGCGGACGGCGACGGCGACGGCGACGACGAUGGCGAAUCGGUGGACAAAACCACGUCCAUGAAGACUGUGUCUCGGCAUUUCUUCGGCGACGGACCUGACGAACCGGCCUUCUCCAUCUCGAUUAUCGAGAACAUGAAAGAAGACUACGGACUAUUCGUAUGGCCGUGCAGUGUCGUUCUCGCCGAGUACGUCUGGCAACAGAGAUCGCGAUUCGUUGGAGCCAACGUUGUCGAGCUUGGUGCUGGAACUUCUCUGCCUGGGUUGGUUGCUGCGAGAUUGGGUUGCGAUGUUACGCUUACAGAUGAUGCCAUCAGAUUGGAGGUGCUGGACAACAUGAAAAAAGUAUCUCAACUGAACAACUUAAGUUGUAAAGUGAUGGGGCUCAGUUGGGGAGUUUGGGAUGAACCCAUCUUCAGUUUAUACCCUCAGUUUAUACUCGGAGCAGAUGUUUUGUAUGAGACAAGUGCUUUCGACGAUCUCUUUGCUACGGUUUCGUUCCUUCUCCAAAAUUCUCCAGGGUCAGUCUUCAUUACUACUUAUCAUAAUCGAAGCGGGCAUCAUCUCAUCGAGUUCUUGAUGGUAAAAUGGGGGUUGAAGUGCAGAAAACUGCUUGAUGGCUUUUCAAUCAUGCCAUCCAGCAAAGCAUCUAAAAUUAGUGGCAGCAUCCAGUUGGCGGAGAUAGCCUUGAAUAUGGAUAAGGCAUAGGCAACCGGUGUUAUCAACUAAGCAUGAUUCUUGGAAGAGACUGGAGAAUGAGCAGAAUGAGUUUCCUGACAGCAUCUCAUAUGUUUCCGGAUGUAUCUACACAUUGCUGCUCUGGCUUCCAUCCUCUCCUCCAACAUAAUCAUGGUUGGAGCUUUUGGUCUCUAGGUAUCAUCGACUUCUCUUGGCAAGAAAGUGCUGCUCAUUAUUUUCCCCAUAAAAUGCUUGUAAGCCGUUAGAUUCUAGCAAAGAACAGCAGUGGGCUUAUGAUUGGAGCAUGAUCAUAUUGCAUGUCGAGUCUUUUCGUUGAUGUCUUCUUUCUCUCCGAUGGACGAAAAGCAUAAGUGCGAAGAUAUGGAGCUUGAUGUGGUAUAUAAGAUGAGAGAUUUGAUAUACAGCUUUUGAGAAAAUAUGUCCAGCAGUAAAAAGGGAUUGAGAAAGUCCCAAGCAGUUGUCAAAUUGGCCCAAUGUGCAAUCAUGUUGGAGAGAUUUAAUGCUGCAUCAGUUACUGGCGUGCCAUGUCAGCAGAAUUGGCUGAGUGAUCACCAAACGGAUUCAAUUGCACUUUUUCAAAUGUUUAAGACUUGAUGGCAUAUUGGUCCAAACGUUUAGGAGGAGACUUGGUUCAAUUUUGCCUGAUUUUUAUAAGCCUUUUUCCUGAAGUUAGGUCCCUUAAGCAUCAUUUCGUCUUGUAUUGUCUGAGAUAUAUAUUCUUCAUUCCUCCUCUGCCAUAAGUUUUGAGGCUCAUUUGCAGUGAGUUUCUGUUCUCGUAAUGUAAGCCAACCCAAGUUUGUUCCGGCUCUUGGUUUGUAAUGGUCUAGACCUUGGCUUCAUAUUAUAUCUACCGCAGACAUUUCUAUUU
Molecule: messenger RNA, 1634 nt
Organism: Rhodamnia argentea
Lineage: Eukaryota; Viridiplantae; Streptophyta; Magnoliopsida; Myrtales; Myrtaceae
Product: probable methyltransferase-like protein 23
Exons: 7
Coding region: 68-775 (235 amino acids)
Cellular component (GO): nucleus; cytoplasm
Source: RefSeq, a predicted model, not a curated record